GCUGUCCCGAAGCUAGGAUCGCCAGUGUAACUACAUUUAAAAAACUCGACGAUCGUCAUCUCAUCCAUACAAGCAUCAUCACACCUGCAUCCACGACCAUAUCAUAUUAUACGCAAACAAUGCAGUACCUGACGCUGUGGUCGUGCUCGAUAAUCCUGCUGGUGCUGUCAGCCGCGGUGAUAGGCGGUGUAAUAUUCCUGCUGGGUCUCCUGCGAUUGUACGUGUACCUGUCGACCGGAGUGUGCAAGAGCCGGGCCAACAUGAAGGGCAAAACGGUCCUCAUAACUGGCUGUACCUCCGGCAUUGGCCGCGAAACUGCUCGCGAUCUCGCGAAACGCGGGGCUAGGGUCAUCAUGGCUUGCAGAAACGUCGUCGCUGCGACAGCGCUCAAAGAUGAACUAGUAAAAGAGAGCAGUAACAACGAGAUCGUGGUGCGCAAGCUUGACCUUUCGUCACUGGAUUCGGUGCGCGACUUUGCCAAGCUGAUAAACCGCGAGGAAAACCGGCUCGACGUUCUGAUUCACAAUGCCGGCACUGCCGAGAUGUUCAACAAAAAAAUCAGCGACGACGGCAUCGAAAUGACUAUGGCUACCAACCAUUAUGGACCUUUCUUGCUUACCCACCUGCUCGUAGAUCUUCUGAAACGCUCGGCACCGAGUCGCGUGGUCGUCGUGGCAUCGGAACUCUACCGGCUGUCAACCCUGAACCUCGACAAUGUCAACCCAACGACUUCGCUGCCUGCCUACCUGUACUACGUGUCCAAGUACGCCAACAUCGUGUUCAGCCUAGAAUUGGCCCGUCGCCUCGAGGGCACCGGGGUCACGGUGAAUUGCCUUCACCCGGGCAUGAUUGACAGCGGGAUAUGGCGCAACGUGCCGGCCCCGCUCUCCUGGGGACUGUGGCUCAUCGUCAAGGGAUUCUUCAAGACGCCCGAGCAGGGGGCCCAGACGACGCUGCAUCUCGCUGUGGCCGAGGAACUCAAGACCGUCAGCGGAAAGUACUUUUUGGACUGCCACGAGAGCAGUUUGUCUUCAGGUGUCAGCGAUCCAGCCAAAGGUAAAAAGUUCUGGGAGUUGAGCGAGAACCUCGUGAACCUUCAGCCGACAGACCCUAAAAUAUAAAGUCAAAGUAAUAUAAGAAUUCAAAUUUCAUUUCCGUCCUCUUGAACGUAUUAUUUUUAUUUUUAACUUUAUGUAUAUGUCUAUAGACUUUGGUUUGAAUUUUUAUAUUUAUAUAUU
Messenger RNA from Copidosoma floridanum, 1238 nucleotides. Its product is annotated as retinol dehydrogenase 14. NCBI's taxonomy places the organism in Eukaryota, Metazoa, Arthropoda, Insecta, Hymenoptera, Encyrtidae. The record is from RefSeq and is a predicted model, not a curated record.